GUCCACCCCAAAUCUAACUCUUCGACUCGAGCUCUUGAUCAUUACAGUCUACCUUGUCAGCCCACCAUGAAAUUCCUAGCCUCGAUUCUCACUACCACCUGCCUGGCCAGCAGUGUCCUUGCUGCUCCCCGCAAUGGCCUAGCAGAUCGCAUUCAAGCCCGGUCCAUGAAUCGUGGCUCGCGUCCCCUGCAACCACUCCCAUCAACAUCAGACUCGAGGAACAAUUACCGAGAAGCAGAGGAGUUAUCCCUCAACACAUCCCACGUCACCUACAGCAGCAACUGGGCCGGGAUCGUCCGCGAACAGCCUCCCGUUGCAGGCCCAUACACAGCCGUCAGCGCGACCUUCCAAGUCCCCAAGCCCACCGCCGCAGCCAACAGCCGCGGGACGCAGGCCGGUUCGGCCUGGGUUGGCAUCGACGGCGACACAUACAACGCCGCCAUCCUCCAGACCGGGGUGGACUUCUACGUCCAGAACGGCAAAGUCUCCGCCGAUGCCUGGUACGAAUGGUAUCCGGACUACGCGUACGACUUCGGCCUCUCCGUGAGCCCCGGGGAUACCAUCGUGGCCAAGGUCCAGGCCCUCUCCCCGAGCCAGGGCGUGGCCCUCAUCGAGAACAAAUCCACCGGUCAGAAGGCGUCGCAGACGAUUUCGGCGCCGGAACCGACAGCCACCCUGGCGGGCCAGAAUGCAGACUGGAUCGUCGAGGACUUCCAGGCGGGCGAUCAGCAGGUGGCGCUCACGGACUUUGGCACGGUUACGUUCACGGGGGCGCAGGCGCAGGGCGGUGGUCAGAAUGUGGGGGUCCAGGACGGGACGAUCAUCGAGCUGAAGCAGAAUGAUAAGGUGUUGACGGAGGUGGAUGUGCAAAGCAAUUCGAAGUUCAGCGUUACCUACAUCGGAUGAUUCCCGGGGCAGUUGCAUGCAUGCCUCA
Messenger RNA from Aspergillus homomorphus CBS 101889, 934 nucleotides. Its product is annotated as A4/G1 family peptidase. Gene Ontology annotation, molecular function: glutamic-type endopeptidase activity. Lineage: Eukaryota; Fungi; Ascomycota; Eurotiomycetes; Eurotiales; Aspergillaceae. The record is from RefSeq and is a predicted model, not a curated record. The transcript has a single exon. Bases 67 to 906 code for a protein of 279 amino acids. Gene Ontology annotation, biological process: proteolysis.